Messenger RNA from Lichtheimia ornata, 1212 nucleotides. RefSeq lists its product as uncharacterized. Lineage: Eukaryota; Fungi; Mucoromycota; Mucoromycetes; Mucorales; Lichtheimiaceae. Gene Ontology annotation, biological process: carbohydrate metabolic process. Bases 1 to 1212 code for a protein of 403 amino acids. The record is from RefSeq and is a predicted model, not a curated record. The transcript is spliced from 7 exons. Gene Ontology annotation, molecular function: polygalacturonase activity.
AUGAAGUUUACAUCUAUUCUUAUUGCCACUGUUGCUGGUGCUAUGGUAGCCUCAGCAGCUCCUAGCAGCCGAGAAUGCGUCAUCAAGCAUAAUGGCAACGACGAUACACAAAACAUUAUGGAUGCCUUUGAGCAAUGCAAGGAUGGCGGUCGGGUCAUAUUUUCCAAAGGCAAGAAUUAUACACUGGGUCCAGUCAUCACAACUCCAAAAUUGGCCAACGUUGAAAUCGUAUUCCAGGGCGACCUUGUUUAUCCUUUCAACAUGUCGUACAAUGACACCACUCCUCCUGUGCCUGGUGCUGUGCAAGAUGUAAGCAGCUUUUUUACGGUGCAAGGAAAGGAUAUCAAGGUGACAGGUGAAGGUGGUUCGAUUUAUGGUACCGGUGAAGAAUGGUGGUACUUGGAUCCUCUUCCAAGCAAUCGCCCUGUGAUGAUGACGUUCAUGGUGGAAAACCUUGACGUGCGCGGCAUGCGUUUGAUCAACUCACCUAAUUGGAACUUUUACGUCCAUCGUUCCAAGAAUGUACAAUUUGAUGACAUUUUCAUUAAUGACGUGGAUACCGUACAUGGCGAGUCUGUGCCUCACAACAGCGAUGGUUGGGAUACCAGUGAGACUGAUGGCAUUACUAUCACCAAUUCUUAUAUCAACAAUGGCGAUGAUUGCGUCGCUAUCAAGACCAAUACAAGCAACAUCCAUCUCGAAAAUCUUUAUUGUAAUGGUUCCCAUGGCAUCUCUGUGGGUUCACUCGGCAACAUCCCUGAGAUGCCUGAUUAUGUCAGCAACAUGUAUGUCAAAAAUGUCACCUGUGACAACUGCCAAAACGGUGCUCGUAUUAAAACGUGGGCAUUGGGAGCUCUGGGGGAAGUCCGCAACGUUUCCUACAUUGACUUUAGGGUUACCAACUCGGAUCAUCCCGUUACUAUUGACCAAUGCUACUUUAACAUCGAAGAAGAGGAAUGCAAGGCCAACCCCUCCAAGAUCCAAAUGAAGGAUGUCACUUUCAAGAACAUCACAGGUAGCGGCAACAAGAAAGCAGGCUCAGACGUUGUCACCAUCAUUUGCUCGGCAGAAGCACCAUGCGAAAACUUUACGUUUGAGGAUAUUGAUAUUGAUACCUAUGAUCCAAGUAGCGUCGAACCCAUAUACGUUUGCGAGAACCUCGAAAAUAGCGAAUCUUCAGGCCUUGAUUGUUCUUCCCCAAGCGAUGAUUAG